This is a messenger RNA of Cucumis melo (muskmelon), 664 nucleotides long. RefSeq lists its product as uncharacterized. Bases 59 to 613 code for a protein of 184 amino acids. Lineage: Eukaryota; Viridiplantae; Streptophyta; Magnoliopsida; Cucurbitales; Cucurbitaceae. The transcript has 2 exons. The record is from RefSeq and is a predicted model, not a curated record.
AAUGAGUAUAUGGAAGGAGCAUGGAAUUUUCUACAAGAAGUGAAGAAAAGGAAGCCAAAUGCCAACAAAUUUUUAUGUCCAUGUAAAGAUUGUAGAAACAUGGCACAUUGUGAUUUUCAAAUCAUAUAUGAGCACUUGGUCAUUAAGGGAAUGGACCCUACAUAUAACUUUUGGUACCAUCAUGGGGAAGUAUGUGAAGGAGAUGAAAUGGAGAAUGAAGUUGAUGAUAGUUUUAUGUGUGAAGCAACAAACUUCUAUGAGAGCACAUAUAUGGGAAAAGAGGACAUCAUUCAUGACUAUCUCUUUUGUCCCCGAUCGUGGUCAUGUAAGAGGAUUUGGGUUUGGUGUGACUCGUUCAAAACUAUCUCUUUUGUCUCAACAAGAUCACAAGUAUAAGGUUCUUGAAAAAGAAUAUUUGAAGAUGAAGGAAGAAAUGGUAGAAAUGAAAACAAUGAAAGAUGAAAUGAUCGAAAUGAAAGCACUUAUGUUAUCUUAUUUAAAGAAACAGACUGAACCAAGUGAGGAACUUUCAAAUGCUACUGCAAGUGUGCUUAAGCGACUAAAUAUUCCUUCAAUGCCUUCUCCAUCAGUAAAUUUAUUUGUAAUAGGAUGAAAAUUGUUUAUGAUGUCAUUAUCUUCUUAUUCUAUUAUCUCAUAUUUGUCU